Messenger RNA from Cololabis saira (Pacific saury), 1137 nucleotides. RefSeq names its product bone morphogenetic protein 2-B-like. The record is from RefSeq and is a predicted model, not a curated record. The transcript is spliced from 5 exons. Gene Ontology annotation, cellular component: extracellular region. Gene Ontology annotation, biological process: SMAD protein signal transduction. NCBI's taxonomy places the organism in Eukaryota, Metazoa, Chordata, Actinopteri, Beloniformes, Belonidae. The coding region runs from base 1 to 1137 and encodes 378 amino acids. Gene Ontology annotation, molecular function: growth factor activity; cytokine activity.
AUGCCAGCAGGACUCCUGCGCGUCUGGCUCGUCCUCGCCGUCCCGCUGGGCUGCGUGUCCCCGCUGGCGGUGCGAGGACACCCGGGCGGGUUCACCUCCAGGAGUACGGACACGCACAUACCGGGCACGCUGUUGAGUCUGAAGGGUUUGCCCCGAGCUCAAGCCGUGGCCCCGCAAAAGAAGGCGCCGCAGUUUAUGUUGGAUCUUUUUAACGCGGUGUCAGUCACGGACGGGACCCCGAAGAGCCAGAAGGAGAUUCUGCACGGAAACACUGUGCGGAGUUUUGAGGAUAAAGGUCACACCGGAGAGAGGUUCCACUUCUUCAACUUGUCAUCACUUGGCAGAGAAGAGAAAAUGAUUAAAGCGGAGUUUCGUUGGUUCAGAAAGAAACAGAAGUUUUACCUGGGAAGGACACGCGGUCCCCAUUUCUACAAGGUGGAUUUAUAUGAAGUGUUGGACAACAGAGUGACGCCAUGGAGAGGAAACCUCAUAACCUCCAGGCUGCUGCCCCUGCAUACACAAGGAUGGGAGGUGUUCAAUGUCACUCAAAUGGUGUCCAAGUGGAUCCGGAACAGUCAGGAGAACAAUGGCAUCCUGGUGGUGACGACCUUCCCGUCCCAUAACUGGAUGGACUCAGUGGUGUCCUCAUCUUGGCAGGCUGGACAUCUGACAGACACAAAUGCGUAUCUCGUCAUAUUCUCUGAUGACGGGCGGACAGGAGCAAACCAGUCAUACCUGGGACAAGUGCCACCCGCAGCAGCAUCUGAGCCCCAGGACAAGCUCAGCAGGAGGCGCCGUGCAAUCUCGGGUAGACCUCAAUCCUGUCAGCGGGUUCCUCUCUUUGUUGACUUCGACGAGAUCGGCUGGUCGGGCUGGAUCAUCUCCCCCCGCGGAUACAACGCCUACCACUGCAGAGGCUCCUGCCCGUUCCCGCUGGGGGGGACCCUCAGAGCCACCAACCACGCCACGGUGCGCUCCAUCAUGCACGCGCUCAAGCUCUCCAGCGAGGAAGUGGGAGCUCCCUGCUGCGUUCCCGACAGACUGCAGUCCAUCAGCUUGUUGUACUUCGACGAUGAGGAGAACGUGGUUUUGAAGCAGUACGACGACAUGGUGGCAUUAAGCUGCGGCUGUCAUUGA